Molecule: messenger RNA, 1680 nt
Organism: Annulohypoxylon truncatum
Lineage: Eukaryota; Fungi; Ascomycota; Sordariomycetes; Xylariales; Hypoxylaceae
Exons: 1
Coding region: 1-1680 (559 amino acids)
Molecular function (GO): zinc ion binding; nucleic acid binding
Source: RefSeq, a predicted model, not a curated record
AUGGAAGAACACAUGGAGAAGUGGAGUAGCGAGCAGGGCGAACGAGCACCGGCGCCGCGCCAGCCGAGUCGAGAUGCUUCGGACAGAGGUCCGGACCAGAUCGCCGAAGCCCAGGGUCUCGAAGCAUUCCGCUGGCACGAUGAGCCCGGCCGGGACGACGAAGGCGGUGUUGGCGGUGUUGGUGAUGGUGGCCCAGCCGCAGGUCUUCAAGAUCAGGAUGGCGAACCAAUCAACCCUAACCGAGGCGGAGCUUUUCGCGCUCCCAGUCGUCGCCGACGAGGAGGCCGUCUUCGCGCACGAGGUAGCCGAGGUGGCCGAGGUCGUGUCGGUGGUAGUAGCCUAGCCGUCGGUCCUCAAGACCAGGAAGGUGAGCCCUCCCUCCCCAACCCAGACGAUGAUGAUGUUGGUGGUGCUGGUCCAGCCUCCGGUCCUAGAGACCAGGAAGGCGAGCCACCCAUCCGGGGCGGACGAAGUGGACGACGUGGUCGAGGUGGUCGAGGCGGUGUCCAACCCUCCCCCACACAAUCGCUCGUCUCCUCUCACCCGACCUCCGGGGAAUCCCUCAGAAUUAUCCACCAGGGCCAUGGUUCCUUGACCACCACCUUGCCCAUGUCCCGUGUUACGAUGGGUGAAUUUCUUUCCAUCUGGCGACACCAGAAUCGCGGCCGUCUUCCUCCUACUUUCAUCACCACGCACACCUUAGAUCGUACGGUGAACCGCUACAAAAAUCGCCGCUGGGCAAUAGGUUCCCGACCCAAGCUGCUUCCCCAGGCCAGCGAACCGGACCCUGAGCCGCAGUCCCGGCCGAGCCUCGCCCCGGCAGCCAAGGCAAGGAGGAAGAAGAAGAACCGGACUCGCUUCGAGAGGAGGGAGAGGCGGAAAGCCGAGUCUCGCGUCGAGUCUCGCGUCGAGGAGUUGAGUGAAGGCGAAGGUGAGGACGAAGGUGAAGGUCCUGCUUCCGCGGAACCUCCUCCCGUCCCAAGAAUCGUCCUGCCUCCUGUUCCUCCCGGCGGCCCGCGCUUCGACCGCCCCCCCCAAUACCGCCCGCGAGACCCCAAUGAGCUGAGCUUCUUUCCGCAAGGCCCGCCUGCCCCGCAAGCCUUGCCUAUCACAUGUGCAAACUGUGGCAAGGCCGGCCACGAGGUGGUCCAGUGUCCUGGGCCAGUUGAUGCCGACGGCUUUGUCGUCGGUUGUCCGGUCCACAACACUAGGGACCAUUCGUUUGACCAGUGCUGGGUGGAGGGGGAUUGGGCCUCGGACGAUCCUAGGUACUUCGAGUACCUAGUCCAGAGACGAGCGUGGCUCCCCCCCUUGAGGACCAGUGUCAGCUGGGUGGCUUUCGCCUUCAACGGCGAUGAGGUCUACGUCACGCUGGGCUACCCGCUCACGCGCGGCUACAGCAGGACCAUCUCCCAGCAGGUCAUCGACAAAUAUGACUUUGGCAUCGCCAGUCUCACCGGUCCCCAGCUGGGGGUGGACUCCAUGACCUCCUCCCCCUUCUUGGUCCGCCUAAACCGUGAGAGGCUCAUGGUCACCGAGAAGGGGCCCGAGCCCGCUGCUCCAAUGAGCAGCGACGACAACGAUGUUCCGAUGCAAGGCGCCGAUUACGACGCGCCAUCGGACGGCGUCAAUCCGCCAGACGAUGAUGCCUCGUCGGCCGAAUGCGACGACGCGGAGUAA